This is a messenger RNA of Microdochium trichocladiopsis, 2173 nucleotides long. RefSeq names its product PhoD-like phosphatase-domain-containing protein. Lineage: Eukaryota; Fungi; Ascomycota; Sordariomycetes; Xylariales; Microdochiaceae. The transcript is spliced from 6 exons. The record is from RefSeq and is a predicted model, not a curated record. Bases 107 to 1984 code for a protein of 625 amino acids.
GUGUCCGGAAGCAGCUCUCCGGCGAAGGAGACUUUUCUUUAGUUCUUCUGCAACCCGGAUUUCUUGUCCAGUGCUGUGAGUAGAGGAUCAAUUUCGAGCAGCCGCAAUGUCCAUACCGGCAAUCUUCAUCGGGCUUCUUGCUGUGGCCAACAUUCCGGCUGUGGCCGCGGACUUCUCGGGCAACCUCAACUACGACAGUCCCUCGCGUCGUGAUGUCCACGCGGGCCUGGGUAUAGACGUCCCAUUGGUCUCCCGUCGCAGCCUGAAGCGGGAUGCCAUACCCUUCAAGCCCGAGGACUUGAGCUUCACCCACGGCGUGGCGUCUGGCGACCCCUACCCCGACAGCGUCAUCCUCUGGACUCGUGUUGCCCCCUCGACACAGUCAGACGCGAGCAAUGUCACAGUCGAGGGAAACGUGCCAGUCUACAACCACGACACGCAGACCUAUAUCGAGGCAAACCCCUACCCCAUCUGUGUCGACUGGGCCGUCUUCGAGUGCGCUGACGGGAGCAGCACUGGCAAGAGUGUGAGCAGUGGCAAGGCGUACACCACGAGCGACAUCGACUACACUGUCAAGGUCGAGGCGGGAGGGCUGCAGCCUUUCACGACUUACAACUACCAGUUCACCAUCUGUGACUCGGACAAGAAGAGCCCGCUCGGCCGCACCAAGACUGCCCCGACCGCAGACGCCAGCGUUGAGUCGGUCAAGCUCGCCGUGUUUUCCUGCAGCAACUAUCCCAACGGAUACUUCAACGCUUACGGUAACGCCGCACGCAAGGAUGAGCAUGACUACGUCGUGCAUCUUGGCGAUUACAUAUACGAGUACAAGGCUGGGGGUGAGCGUGCCAGCGAACCUCCGCGCGAAAUCUUCACUCUCUACGACUACAGGACUCGCCACGGACAGUACAGGUCCGAUGCCGAUUUGCAGCUCCUGUCGCAGAACUGGGCCUGGAUCCCGACGUGGGAUGAUCAUGAGGUGUCCAAUAACGGCUACCGAGACGGGUCCAGCGGUCUGAACAACACCGAGGACUCGUUCAUCAAGGACGGCGGAGUCAGUGUCGAUCAGCGCAAGAUGAAUGCCGUUCGUGCCUACUUUGAGUGGCUUCCGAUUCGCCAAGUUGAUCUCGAUGACAACCUCCGGAUCUGGCGAUCCUUCCAGCUGGGCAACCUCAUGGAUCUCGUGGUCCUCGAUACUCGCAACUACGACCGCAGCAUCACGAGUCUUGACUGGAACGACGAGUACAUUGAGCUGAUCCGGGAUGACGCUGGGAGGUCAUUAAUGGGUUCCCAUCAGGAGAACUGGUUCUACAAGUCCCUCACAAAGUCCAAGGAGCGUGGCGCGACCUGGCGUGUCAUUGCGAACCAGAUCAUCUUCUCCCGGAUCGAGGAGUCCUAUGGCUUCAACGGUGACAACUGGAAUGGCUACACUGCGAACCGCAACCGCACUCUCAAGCAUCUCUACGACAACAAGAUCGACAAUACCAUCUUCCUCGCAGGUGACAGCCACCAGAACUGGGUGUCCGACCUUGUCUGGCUGGGCGAGAAGCCGUACGACCCAGAGACGGGCGAGGGAUCGAUCGGCGUCGAGUUUGCCGGCACGGCUGUAAGCUCGUCCGGGGUGAAAGGAACGAUUGAGUAUGCGCGGAGAGAGGCGCAGUACCGUGUGGGCAACAACACCGAGUUGCAAUGGCAGGAUGGCUACUAUCGUGGCUACUUUAUCCUGGCAGCAUCGCACGACAAGGUUGAGGCCCAAUACUACGGCUCUCCGAGUGUAGCCAGCCGCAAUCCUUGGGAUCUGCCCUUGGCAAACUUCACCGUCGCGGCGGGCAGCAACAAGCUGAGCCGCCCGAUCGCUGGUGGCAGAGUGGAGGCAGGAUUUGGCAAGGGCGUCGAGAUUAGGCCGACGAACCUGACCCUCAACACAGAGACCCAGGAGUGGGAUGUUGUUGGAUACAAUGUCAUGUAUCUGAACACGACCUUGUAGACCAUGCAAAGUAGUAUAGAGAGCAACUUUCACGCAGACAAUCGAUCAUGUCUUUUGCUGACACAGCUGUCUAAUCCCUUGAAAAGAUUGUGGGAAAACGGAGGUCCGAAAAUUGACUUUUCGACGCGCUUGUUGAGCUUUUGACAGCCCACCACCUGCAGUGCACUUGACAUGCUCGAUACAAGACAG